CCACUCCUAGAGCUGUUGUUGCAGAUUUAAAAUGCGCAGUUUCAUUAUGUGCCCGCCAUUUUCACACAGUGAAAGAGCUAGUGUCUCACUUAAAUGAUCAUAUUGGAGAGGGCAGGUCUGUGUCAUGUCCAGUAAGUGGUUGUAAGCACAUGUUUACAAAAAAGUCAUCAUUUACUUCUCACAUGUGUAGGAAGCAUAAAGCAUGCUCCCCUGAUGGUAUUGAUGACAUGUACAGGGAAACUCGCCCUCAGCCCCCAAAUUGCAUUGCCAGUACAGAUGAUUCAGAAAACACACAUGAUGCUAUGCCAACAGCCAGUGCUGCCAGUGAUAUGCCAGAGGUUGAUAGUCAUUCUUAUCUCAGAAACAUGUGUCUAUUUUAUCUUAAACUGCAAGGACAGCUGCUUGUACCUGCCUCUACUAUACAGACUAUUGUAGAGGAAAUGCAAAAUGUGCAUGACUUAGGUCAAGCCUACACAAUAAAUAAAGUAAGUUCUUUAUUAAAAAAUGAUAUGAGUCUAUCAGAUGAAGCAGUCACUAAAAUUUGUGACUGCAUUAAAGAGUCAGAUUUGUUCUCUUCCUGUCAUCAGGGACAAUUAAGAACAACAUACACCAGAAAUCAGACAUUCAAAAAAAUGUUUAAAUACACGGAACCCCGAAAAGUGGCAUUGGGAAUUGAUGAAAACAUGACACAAAAAUUCGCAUACUACAUACCAGUUGCAGAAAGUCUGAAGAGCUUUCUACAGUCAGAUUUAUGGAGGAAUACACAGGCACAACAGUUUGGUGAUCCUGAUGUAGAGGUUUUUACCGAUUUAUAUGACGGACAAAAUUUCAAAUGCCACCAGUUCUUUAAUGAAAACCCUGAAAGCCUCAAACUGAUUUUGUACCAAGAUUCAUUUGAAGUGGUGAAUCCCCUGGGUUCUGGUAAAAAGACGCACAAAGUGCUUGCAGUCUAUCUUUCAUUAGCAAAUUUACCCAUCCAUUUGCGUUCCAAUACUGAUAAUAUGUUUUUGGUCUUGUUAUGUGUUGAGAAUGACUUUAAGCGUUUUGGAAUAGCCAAAGUUUUCUCAGAGUUGUUAGCAGAUCUGAAAUCCUUGGAGACGGAUGGAAUAAAUGUAGAUGGGGAAACAGUAAAAGCGGGUCUUUACUGCAUUGCUGGGGAUAACUUGGGUUCUCAUUGUGUAGGUGGGUUUACAGAAAACUUCAGCACCUCUCAAUAUUUUUGCAGAUACUGUGAAAUCACAAGAACUGAGUUUCAUGCUGAUCCGAAUGCCUGUGGUCCUCCACGCACCCCAGAGACGUAUGCCACGGCUGUGGAGGGUCUCCAGGCUGAAGACAUCCAAUGUGUCAGAGGAAUAAAGGCAAACUCUGUCUUUAAUACCCUUGAGUCUUUUCACGUCUCCCAGCCUGGUCUCCCUCCUUGUUUAGGUCAUGACCUCUUUGAAGGAGUCUUGUCAUAUGAUCUAGCACUGUACCUGAAGAACAUUAUAAAAAAGAAAAAAUGGUUCACAUACAACCUCUUAAACAGGCGCAUCAAGCAGUUUAAGUAUAAAGGAUCUGAAGCGCUCACAAAGCCAUGUGCUGUCAAACCUGACGGAGCAAAGUUAUCAGGGCAAGCCGUUCAAAACUGGAACCUUUUGAGAUUGCUACCAGUUUUGAUUGGUGACAAAGUUCAAAACCAUCAGGAUGAAGUAUGGCAGUUAGCUCUCCAGUUAAAAGACAUUGCAGAUCUUAUUUGUGCUCAGAAAAUUUCCUUGUCGCAGAUAGCAUAUGUUGACAUUUUGAUCCAAGAAUAUUUGGAGAUGAGAAAGUUGUUGUUUCCUGAAAUUCAACUAAAACCCAAGCACCACUAUUUGCGCCAUUAUUCAGCACUGUUGUUGAAAUUUGGUCCAUUGAUGAGGUUAUGGACCCUUAGGUUUGAAAGUAAACACAGUUAUUUCAAAAGAUGUGCCAGACACUUGAAAAAUUUCAAAAACAUUUGUCAAACUUUGUCAGAGCGUCAUCAGAUGUAUCAGGCAUAUCUUUUAGCUGGGCAAGAAUGCGGUACACUACUGCAAGUGAAGGAGAGCUGUGCGUUUUAUCCCAACCUCUACAGUGACACUAUCAAACAUGCAGUCAGGGAGUUAGCCUUUUCAGAAAACGAUACCAAAGUUACCACAGACAUUCAGUAUAAGGGCACUGCAUAUAAAAAAGGACAGUUUCUUGUGUACAGAAAUGAUGAGUAUAUGGACUUUGGUGAACUUCUACUCAUCUUGAUUCAAAAUGACACAUCUGUGUAUAUUUUGAUGGAUAUCCACAAAGGCACCUUCCUCUCAGAAUACCAUCUGUAUUCUGUGACAAAGGACAGUCUUGGGUUACAGUGUAUCAACAUUGAUGACCUGCCCGAUUUCUAUCCUUUGGUAUCCUACAUUCUGGAUGGAUACCAAGUCAUUCCACUAAAACACAGUAUUGUGGAAAAAUAAAGUCCAAUUAAAGCGGACUUACUUCUCAUUGUAAAUAGUUUGACAUUAAUAUAAGUGUUGGCUGAUGCAUGUCCUUGCUCUGUUAAAGGUUCACUAAGCAGAAUAGUCAGUUUAGCUAACUUCCUGUCACUGACUGCAGUUAGCAGUCCCCUCCCUCGUCCCUACGUCACCACAUUAAUGCACUGCGGUCUUCAAGCAGCGAGUUAUCUAGCAUAAUUUCAGAUCCAUAAGUGUGAUAAAAACAUAAUAAAAACCAUCAAUACAGGCAUUGGGAUCCCCGAAAAGUUGAUUUGGCGAUUACAUGCAGAGGGAGUGACUGAGAGAUCGGCUUUAUGAAACGUGCACACUAUUUAAAUGAUCACUGUAUUAAUAAAGAGCGGUUUAACACUUAUAUUAGCAUCAAUAAAUAGCUUACUUCACCUUUAAGUGUAUAAACUGUAUAUAAUCUUUUCUGUUCUGUUUGAAGGUGGCAUUUGUUCUUCAGUGCAAAUAUGUGUGACGCAGAGCGAACCUUCCUAGAUGUCGCCAUCACUGAAUUCCUACCAGAACUUCCAGCAGUAAUCAAAACCAUCCUGGAAGAGCACUUGCAGUCCCUUGGUGUGGAGAUGGCUGAUGAUCUACGCUUCAUAACGGAGGCUGAUUUGAUGACAGCGUUAAGACCUGUACAAGCCAGAAAGCUUCUUUCUGCUUGGAAACGGAAAUACCAGACUCCCGAGAACAGCUCACCAUCAUCUGAGGCAGCCUCAUCUACCCAAUUGCUGUCAUAUCUCUCAGUUUCACCCGG
This is a messenger RNA of Gadus chalcogrammus (walleye pollock), 3243 nucleotides long. RefSeq lists its product as uncharacterized. The record is from RefSeq and is a predicted model, not a curated record. NCBI's taxonomy places the organism in Eukaryota, Metazoa, Chordata, Actinopteri, Gadiformes, Gadidae. Bases 150 to 2459 code for a protein of 769 amino acids. The transcript is spliced from 2 exons.